AUGAACUAUCUCUGUUUCCUAUUAUUUUUCUCCUCUGCAUUGGGUUUGAAGGUGUCACUUUUUAUGGAUGAUCUUUCAAGUAAUAGAAAAGAGCUGCUCUUAGGUUCCUUUGAUAUAGACGUACCAUCUAAAGCUAUUACUUCAAAGGCAUUCUUAGAAGAAGUUACAUUUGAUGCUGGAUCAUAUUGCAUAGGAGCAAAGAUAGAGGAUGAUGAAACACAAACUGAAGUGCCUUGUUUCUCCUAUCUAGAACUGGAAGCACCAUUACACCAUGACAUAAUAGUAGAUAUCUAUGAUGAAGAACUUUACAAGUUAACUUUCAGUUAUAAUGAGCAUCAUUUGGGCAUUAUUCCAAUUAUUAGAGAAGUUACGACGGGACCUACUGCCCCAGCCAUAAAAUUGAAAAAGGUAACCAAAACGUAUGCUGAUAAAAAGGUUAACCGAGAUGAAGGAACAGCCCAAUUCGCAGAGGAUGACGAAAUCGUUGAGAAAACAUGGAUACAAAAGAAUUGGAAAAUGCUAGUGAUUGGUUUGGUGUUGUACAAUCUGAUUGUCAACAGACCAGGUGGUGGUGAUAAAAAGGAGGAAUGA
This is a messenger RNA of Naumovozyma castellii, 591 nucleotides long. It is a transcript of the gene EMC10, whose product is annotated as Emc10p. The coding region runs from base 1 to 591 and encodes 196 amino acids. The transcript has a single exon. The record is from RefSeq and is a predicted model, not a curated record. Lineage: Eukaryota; Fungi; Ascomycota; Saccharomycetes; Saccharomycetales; Saccharomycetaceae.